Penicillium daleae is the source of this 7863-nucleotide messenger RNA. RefSeq lists its product as uncharacterized. Gene Ontology annotation, cellular component: mRNA cleavage and polyadenylation specificity factor complex. Lineage: Eukaryota; Fungi; Ascomycota; Eurotiomycetes; Eurotiales; Aspergillaceae. The record is from RefSeq and is a predicted model, not a curated record. Bases 1 to 7863 code for a protein of 2620 amino acids. Gene Ontology annotation, biological process: mRNA 3'-end processing. Gene Ontology annotation, molecular function: mRNA binding; ATP-dependent chromatin remodeler activity; ATP binding. The transcript has 7 exons.
AUGCUAAUCUUUUACCCAGAUCUCACCGAGGAGCAGGUCAAAGACAUCCUCAGCACAGCUGGAACUGUGACCAAAUUUCGCCUGAUGAUGAACCCAGAGACCGGGAAACCAAAGGGAUAUGGAUUUGCAGACUUUGCCGACGCCGAUGCAGCAGCUUCCGCGGUGCGCAACCUGAACGACUACGAGAUCAUGGGCCGCAAGAUUCGGGUCGACUGGCCUCACAACAACGAGAAAGAUUCUGUACCCGCCGAUUACCCGCAGCAGACACAGCCAAUGGAACAAGAAUCUGUACCACAAAUGCAACAAAUCCCUGGAGCUGCGCCGCUUCCUCCCUUGCCCCCGGGUGUUGACGUUCCACCCCAUCUCGACUGCCCUAAUGCCAUCUCGCAAACUCUCGCCUCUCUCCCUCCCAACCAGCUCCUCGAUGUCCUUGCACAAAUGAAGUCUCUGGCUGUUGCAGACCCUGUCCGUGCUACGGAACUCCUGCGUCAAGCCCCGCAGCUCGCCUACGCGAUCUUCCAAGCGCUACUGCUCAUGAACCUGGUUGACUACCAACUUCUGGGAUCCCUGGUUGAGCAGACUGCCCAGACUCAGGCCCCUCCCCAGUCUGCUCCCCAGUACCAGCAAUAUGGUAUGCCCGGCCAAGUUGGAACACCACCCGUUGCUGGAGGUCCUUUUGCGCCUCCACCUCCACAAGCCGCCCCCGCCCCGCCACAGGUUCCUGGUCAAGAUGAGCUUCUCCAGCAAGUCUUGAGCAUGCCGCAGUCAGCGAUCGAUGCCCUACCUCCAAUGGAGCGGAGCCAAAUUAUGCUCCUACGCCAGCAAUUGAUGCAGGGUGCUAUCACUGCCAAGCCUGCCAAGACUCCCGCUCCUCAAGCACGUGAUCAACACUUGCCCUACCUUUCAGUGUACUCCAGCUUCAGCUUGUACCAAAUCAACAUAUCUGAGACCAACGGUGUCACUCCCCGUGAGAUGUCUCUGGAGGAGAUUGAUGAGAUUCCUGUAGCCAGUACCACUACCUCUGACGCCAACAGUGUCACUCCCGGCGAUGAUUCGCAGGCACAAAAACCAGAUGAUCUUUCUGACAUUCCCGAGAUUCGUCGGGCUCGUGUCGAUGAGAAAGACCGUUACCUUGCCUUGCACCUGCCCCCAAUGUACACGCUGGAAGAGAUCUUUAACGACCUCGCUGCCAAGGCCAUGUCUUUGGGUUUUGAGGAAGUCGUGAAACAUCUCGGAGACCGGCCACUGAGGAUUGCAACCGUCUGUUCGGGCACUGAAAGCCCCAUCCUAGCAAUGGAGAUGUUCCAGAAGGGACUUGACGCAGAACAAAGAUUUAAAGUCUCGCAUAUCUUCAGCUGUGAGAUUGUUCCGUUCAAACAAGCGUACAUCGAACGGAACUUCCAACCUCCAAUUCUGUUCCGUGAUCUCUUGGAACUCGGAAAAGACCAGGCCCGAACGGCCUAUGGGUCACUGGAACCAGUCCCCGGUGACCUCGACAUCUUGAUCGCUGGGACUGCUUGCGUCGAUUUCUCAUCGAUGAACAACAAGCGGAAGCUCCUGAGUGAAGAAGGUGAGUCAAGCAGCACCUUCAAUGCUCUGCUUCGGUACGCACGCAAGUACCGCCCCCGACUGGUUGUCGUGGAGAACGUCAGCAAAGCUCCUUGGGACGACUUUGUCAAAAUUUGGGCCGAGAUCGAUUAUCAUGCCGCCCACAUGAUUCUCGACUCCAAACAAUAUUAUAUCCCUCAGACCCGCACAAGAGGAUAUUUGAUCGCUAUCGACAAGCAACGCCUAGGUGGCGCGUCACCCGGUGCGGCAGGAAUUCGCUUGGACGAGUUUGGUUCUUCGUUCAAGAGCCACAUGCAACAAUUCGCUCGCAAAGCAAGUUCGCCCGCCGGCAUGUUCCUCCUGCCUGAGAAUGACCGCCGCCUAGAGCAGAUCCACAAGGAUCUUGUCACCCGUCUCGAAGCCAGCACGAGUCGGGCCGAGGUCAACUGGGACAGAUACCAGAUCAGACACGCGGAAUUUCGCGCCCAGGUGGAGCUAGGUGAUCAACGGCCCAUUAGCCGUUCCCAGGCAGGGAUUUUGGGAGUAACCCCGCCAGACUUCUAUUGGCGCUCUUGGUUCAACUCACAAGUCGAACGCGUGUGGGAAACCCUCGACAUGAAGUUUCUCGAAGCCGUCACGCGGGGAAUCGACUUCAACCAUAAAGAGCGCUGGAUCGAUCUCUCCCAGGGUGUAGAUCGCGGUAACGAGAGUACCGGCUCGUCCGGGGUCGUUGGCUGCCUCACGCCAUGUGGCAUGCCCUUUGUGACUUCGCGAGGUGGUCCGUUGUCUGGUCUGGAGGCGCUCUCUUUGCAAGGACUUCCGCUGGACCGGAUCAUCCUCACAAGCGAGUCGCAGCGAGACCUGCAGGACCUUGCUGGGAACGCCAUGACAUCGACCGCAGUAUGUGCGACGAUGAUUACCGCCCUCAUUCUGGGAUAUGGCCUGUUGGAAGAAGGCGCAGCCAAACCGGUCGACGCACACGCCCUUGCCGACGAAAAUUCGGCAGCACAGUUUGCAAACGUGGAUGAGGAUGGCAACCUUGUUCUAGUCAACAUUGAGGAUUCUCCCAAGUCCUUUGACUGGUAUGUCCAGCUUUUGCAGCACGGGGCUAGUAGUGCCCAGUGUUGCAUCUGCGAGGGUCAGUCGGUGGUCAAGGAGAAAAUCGGUGAGUGCACUCUGUGUGGGCACCGUGCGUGCGAUUCCUGUGCCGGUAACCCAACGCACGCCUAUCGAUCCAUGGCGGAGCCCAAUUUUGAGCGAAGUUCGCCAGUGGAGUUCAUCGCUUACCUCAAGGGCGUUCUGCCUAUGAGACUCAUGCUGUCCGGUCUGUCCGUAACAGACUUUGACAAAUUCCUCGCCAGCUUCCCAACUGACCACUCACCAAAGCCUCAAUUCACUCAAGAUUCCCCGAUGUCUAGUCAUGAUGAGACUGAAGGGAGCCUGAGCGCUGCGGUGGUGGAAAGUCAGGGUUCGUAUGUUGGCAGUCCAGGUGGCGACAACACCACCAUCGCCGCUAAAAUCGGCGCAGACCUCGCCCGACGGGACUUCAUGGAGACCGUCCGGUCUGCUCUCGCCGAAGAUGUCCAGUUCUACGACAUCCAGCGGUCCGACAUCUGGACUGUCACCUACGAAGGUGAGCACUCCAGCAUGCAGCUGCAGAUUCGCCCUGAUGGAUUCCAGUGGCUGUACUUCGCCAAAGCUCCACGACGUUCUCCGGCACAGUGCCUCGUGAGAGAAAUUUUCGGCAAACCGAUUGCCCGCCUGACCCCGAAUCCGGGCACCCUCCUGCAUGGUUCGUGGCAAAUUGCUGCUCCGCUGAGUACGCGGAUCUCGUUGAAGUUCUCUGGCGACGGAGAACGAGUUCCAGCGUACCAAGCAGCAAUUGGCAUCACCAAAAUGCCGAUUCCCACCCUGCAGGUGUGGACCCAAGUCCGGGUUGGUGUCGACGAUGAUGAUGUGGCCAAGCUUGACGCGGACGUCCGUGGUGUGUACACCCACCUUCCGGACUGUGGAACGGCGCUUUCGUCGUUGUACAAGAAGGAAGCCACAGAGGACUGCCCGGCAGUCUACCUCUUCCUCGACCCCUCUAAGAUUGGCCACCCUGACCAAGACUCGUGUGUGUUUUCCCUCGAGCAUAGCCGUCUUACUGGGUACUCGAGGCGCAUCACCAUCGCCGAACUAUCCCACUAUUGGCGAGCAACGGCCGUCACAGACGAGCCGAAAACAGUCGAUGCCUUCUACCGAGGCUGGUGUGAUGCCCCUGCCGCGAUGACUCUCCAGCCGUUCAUGACUGCCCCAAUCAUCUAUCGCAGUCUGCAGCACGGGUCCACCGUUCGCCUUGGAGGCAUCGACUGUCAUCAAUCAUAUACGUCGCUGGUCUCGCUCGGAGCGCCAGCGACGUGUCUCAAUCUUUCACCGGCACUGUUGCCUUCACUUGCACCACCAUCCUCUGCCUGGCAAGCAGUGGCUCUCGGGAAGUCGUUAUCCGAGAUGCGGGACGUCGCUUGGGCGGUUCAGAAAAUCGCCAGCCGCACGGAGUUCCCGGAAUGGAACAUGAUCACCGUCGGCGCAGAACGCCCAAGUGACGACGACACGUUCUGCCCUACCUGUGACCCCCCAGCACCUGGUAUUAUCUGGGGUCGUGAUCAGGAGGGGCGUGUCAUCCCGUACGAGGAUCCGCGAGGCGCAGCAACUUACGAGCGCGCCGCCAAAUCCAAGCCAGCCCCAUUCGUUCUCUUGCGACGAGUUGAUGAUGCCGGGAAAGCUGAACUGCGUUUCGCCUUGAACAUCCAGUCACUGGCACACCAAGCCUAUGGCCGGCUUGUUAACCGCGGAAAUCACUGUAGCAUUGGGUUCCAAUGGCGGCUGGUCGGCAACACGAACGACUGGGGAAGAACCAGUCACCCGAGAUUCACCCUGCUUGACAAUCAGAAUGAUGCUGCCCAUCACCAGCCACCGAAUUUCUUGCUCGCGUUGCGGCCGGAGCAGCUGCGAUCUCUGACCUGGAUGGUCAGCCAGGAGGCCGAAGAGAUUUUGGCAUUCGUGGAGGAGGAGACGGAAGAGGCUCUCUUGCCUCUGAUGUCGUGGCGAGCCGAGGUCAAAGUCACCAUGCCCAGCGUGGUGCGAGGAGGUGUCCUGUGUGAUGAAGUUGGGUAUGGCAAAACGGCAAUCAUCCUCGGAUUGAUUGACGCCCAGUACCACCAGGACUCUCUUCGCCUGCAGCAAGCCCCUCUAGUACCUGGGCAAAUUGCGACCAAGGCCACCCUCCUCCUGAUCCCACACAAUGUCUUCAAACAGUGGGCCGACGAGAUCCGCAAAUUCCUCGGGGCUAAGUACAAGAUCCUGCGCCUGCCAAAUGCCAAGGCACUCAGCAAGACUUCCGUGAAGCAGAUGCGCGAAGCAGAUAUCAUCCUUGUGUCCUGGUCAAUGUUUAAUAGCCCGGCCUACUAUCAGAUCAUGCGGUACUUUACUGGUACCCCGAAAGUACCCGUGAAGGCGGGCCGAAACUUUGACAGUUGGUUCAAGGAUGCCAGCAGAUCUCUUCGUCGGGUGGUGCGAGUGUUGCAAGAAGAGGGACCUGAGGGGUAUUUGAAGGAUGUAUGGGCUCGGCGGUUGGAGUUGCAGCGGACACAGGCAAACUCCACAUAUGUGCCUUCUCGUCGUCUGCGUGGUGCUGCCUUUCUUGCUGCUCGAGCACAGCCACGCACUACCACUGAGAAUGGUACUCUCGAGACGGACGCACCUGUUCAGUCUUUGGAGUCUUCCCGCGCAUCUGUCAGCCAAAACCCUGACCGUGUUGGCCCCUGCGCAUCUCCUGAGGAGCCCUCGGCCAACCCCACCGUGCAACCACCCGAGGACGUCAGUCCUCCAGCAGGGUCGAGUGACCAGCAAGCCGUCGCUCCAGAUGAUGAUUCAUCAGGUGAAAGUGACAAUGAUCGCGACGUACAAGGGGAGGAGGAAGACGAAACUGAUGCCGACGCCGACAAGCCUGUCCGGAAAAAGGGUAAGCCUGUCCGCAAAAAAUCCAAGUGUGUCGAGCCCUCCAAGACCUGCGACAAGAAGCAGGAGCCUUGGGACGACCGAAAGGGUUUCAACAUCCCCGCUCCAACGAGUCAGCGCAUCCCCUCGCUGGAUGAUAUGACAUACCUCCCACUCCACGCCUUCAGCUUCAACCGGAUAGUGGUUGAUGAGUACACCUACACCCGCGAAGAGCGGAACCUCGCUAUUCUCUCUCUCAUCUCCCGUUCGAAAUGGAUCCUCUCUGGUACCCCCGCACUGGAGGAGUUCGCCGACGUGAAGGAUAUCGCGCGUCAUCUGGGUAUCCACCUGGGCAUUGACAACGACGGCGAUCUGCCUACCUCAAAUUCACGACUCAAAGGCGCUCGUCGAAACCAGACCGCGUUGGAAGCCUUCGAGAUGCACCAGCCUCCUCGUAGCAUGGCCUGGUAUAGAAAUCGCCGGGACCAUGCACAGGUCUUCCUGGAUCAUUUCGCUCGUCAGAACCCAGUAGACGUCAGCUCGUUGCCCCUGGACACACGCCUUGUAGUGUCUGAUUUCCUCCCUCAGGAGGAGACAAUCUACCAGGCACUGUAUGACAGGUUUGUCACAGACGAGGGUCGGGUCCGCAAGAUCACGGGGUCAGAUCUCGAUGCUCUGAGCACGACGCUAAACGUGCUCCUGCUAAAGUCACAGUCCCCCGUUGAAGCGUUACUUAGAUGCGCGACGAUUGCGGGGAUGAUCGAACAUCCCUGGAACGUCGACAACUGUCAAAAGCGCAUCGAGCUUCGGCAAAAGGUCCGAGAGGAACACUGGGACAAGCUCACGUCAUUCCUAAAGAUGGCGUUCAUGGUGCUGAACCUUGCCCAGGAUCAAAUCAGCCAGAGUUGGGAGACCCUACUAGGAGACGCGAGCUGUGAUACCGAUUGUGACCAUGACCGGUGCUUCGGGAAGAGAGUGGGUGAUGCAGAGACCAUGGACUUGGUCCGAGUCCUCCUUGGGGCGGUCUUCGAGAGACCCGACCUAUGGUCUCAGGGUGUACCUUAUGAGAAGCUGAAGGAGAAUGUUGAGAAAAAAAUGCGCGUGGCCCGACCGACCAAGGCCCAAGAGACACAGUUGAGGAAGGUAUAUGUCGAUGAACCCGCCGAAUCACAGCCAUCAACAGAUGGCAAAGAGUCUGGCAGCAAGACGUCCACCACGAACCGCAACUUCAUCCUUCUCUCGGACGAGGACUACCAGGCGAAACUCCAAGUCUGGAAGAUCGACACCGUCCUGAAGAAGGAUCUCGUCUGCGAAAUUUUCAAGACGAUCGAGCAGAUUGUCGAAUGCAGUCGAGAGAUGCGGUUCUUCACCAUUAUACAGGACCUGCAAAUAGAGCAGUCUUACAACUGCGACAAGUGCCUAGGAUCGUUCGAUUUCGAUUCUGCGGGCAGAGACGGCUUGACAGUCAUCCGCAGCUGCGGACACCGUCUUUGCCAGGACUGCAUCGCCCUGGUGAAUGAACCGGCAGAUAAGGAAGCUAUCUGUGCGGUGGACAGAUGCCGCGCCUCUGCUAGCAUGUCAAAGCAAGUGAGUGGGCGUUCCGUGGAAGAUGCUAGUGCUGCGCAAGAAAGCAGCAAGCUCAAUAGCAUGGUCGACAUCAUCAACAACAUCCCAGCCGAAGAGAAGGCGUUGCUGUUUGUCCAGUUCGAAGAUGCCAUGACCUACGCCUCCCGUGCCCUCGAUGCUGCAGGCAUUCAUCACUGUGUGGCCAAGUCCGGAAGGGCGACGGCCAUCACGGACUUUGUUCUUCAAAAGGCAAAGUCCGUGCCGCAGCAGCAGGACGAGGACACGCCGAUGGUCGACGGCAAUGAACAGGACCUGGAUGACCAAGAGGAUGGCGGUCAGAAAAAGAGGAAGAGAGGACGCAAGCUGACCGAGGAGGAGAAGAAGAACCUCCCCCGCCCGAAGGUGCUCAUCUUGCGCCUCGGCAGUGAAAUGGCGGCUGGCCUGAACCUCCAACUCGCCAAUCAUAUUCUCUUCCUUUCGCCUCUCCUGACAUCCAGUCAGCACGACUUCAACGCCGGUAUGACCCAGGCAAUCGGCAGAUCCCGCCGGUUCGGACAAGGACGUACUGUCCACAUCUACCACCUUCUGACGCGCAGAACCGCAGACGUCAACGUCCUCCAAGAAAGGACCCGUACUGUCGUCGUACAACGCGGUGACGAUUAUCUGCAAGUCCCACCCACGGAUGUCCAGCCAUCUGACGAGCGCUGCGAAGGUGACACUCUUCAGUUCACCUCAAUGCCAAUGCCCAACCCAGUCGAGUACGAUUCCUAG